CAGUCUCUGCUCCGGGAAUCACAGAAAGGUCGGAUUCUGACACUUGGCAGAAGGGUGGCAAAGAAUCAAACAUCUACCCAAGAGAAACUACUUGAGCAUCUUGUGAGAGGAGAAAAAGGGACUUCUAGCAUUCAGGACCUGUAUCAAGACCUGUGUCAUAAAAGAAAUUUGAUGACCGUGGUGGUAGCAUCUUGUCUGUUAUGCUUCUUAAGAAUGUGUGAAUGUUAUCAUCACAUCAGUCAUGUCGUCCAUUGUAUCUUCCACCGUGCCCUAAAUGCAUGGUGCUGCCGGCACUCCCUCUUCAUAAAGACUGUCCAGACUGACUUUCCCAAAACCCACAUCCCCUUGGCAAUGAGAUCCUCCGGUCCAAGAUCCAUUGCAGCUUCCACAAUCUUAGGGAGCAGCCGGGAACCCGGAAUUUUUAAGUUGGAGAGCAGCUCCUUAGGCUUUCAAUCCCCUCUCCCCUACUGCCGAAGAACGCUCUUAGGUGCCGAUAAGGGGUGGCCUGCCGCCGCCAUCCUUUUGCAUCGCCUCGACACCCCAGCUGCUAUCCUGUACUGUCCAACAGAGAGAACCGUGACAGGAUCAAGGCACAGACUUCUCAAGACCCUGCUCUCAAGUCCUAGACAUACCCAAGGCCCAUACUCAGACGGAAUCCACCAGCAAGAGGGCUGCGGCGCACUGUCUACAUCCGUUCCCAAAAGAGGAGGCCACUCUCAUACACAUGGUGACUUGAACCCAGUCUCUUGCCCAGGAGGAAGGAGAGUUACCAACAUCAUAUCAAUAGCACAAUAAAACAAAGAUCUUCCUUACUGAUCAAUUCCCCCCCCCCACCUUUCCAGCCACCUCUCUGUUCCCUUUCACUGCCUUCCACCUUUGUCUGUCUUCUUUUCUACCUUCCUCCCUGCUGGGUGGUUCCUCAGGAGUUGCUGCCUCCUCCAAGGUUCACCCCAUCCCCACUUAGGGGUUUUUUGGCAGUGAGUUCAAUCACUGGCUCCAAUCUCCCGCCACCAUACUAGGGAACCCCAAGGUACAUAGACAUUGUCUCCAACAUUCUUGACUUCUGGGGAGGAGAUGAGCUCUCUUUGCUGGGGAGAGAAGCUUAAUUCCUCUCCCUUCCCUCCCGUUAACCUCUUUUGGAAGGACUGAGAAGGAACUGCCACCCCCCAAUACUUGAUUUGUCUCACUUUCCUGAGCUCUGAAUGUUGGGUACUUGACCGGCGUCUGCUGUCAGUCUAGCUCUUCUUCCAUCUGUAGGAGGACCUUCUGUCCCUUCCUGAGGCACUUCAGCUGUACCUUGGCCAAGCCUCAGCUUUGAAUCAUUUUAGUCCUUCCUUCAACCCUGCACAAGUAAACCGAUUCUAUCCUACCUUCUCCAACAGAUGGGACUACUGGCUUUCACUUACCUUGAGUGGAAAGAAAGAGACCGCCCCCCUACCUCCAAGAUGCAUCAUGGCCUAGGGAGACUCGGGGGACACCUUGUAUAGAAUAAAAGUAGAUAAAAAGGGAUGUUAGAGCCUACUCUGGGAUAUUAGGGGUCCCAAGGUAGCUUAGGGGACUGCUUUUAUAUACGCUUGUGGAUGAGCCAAGAGCCCCGAGUAGUACCUGAGUGAAUAGAUCUUAUGUACCCCUAAAUUCAACUAUCUUGGCUAAACAAAGAAAAUCUACAUUUAGUCUCAAAAUAAUCACAGAAGAUAGCGAUUUGAAUACACAGAAUUGAGGACAUAUCACUCAGCUGGGAACAUUUGGCAUCAUUUCAGAAAGAAAGAGAGUCUUUAAAGGAAUUCCUCCCCCCCACUACCAUACUCUAGACCAGGGGUCCUCCAACUUUUUAAAUAGGGGGCCAGUUCACUGUCCAUCAGACUGUUGGAGGGCUGGACUAUAGUAAAAACGAAAACUUUGUUUUGUGGGCCUUUAAAAGGGCACUGGGCUCUCCUCCAUUAAAUGCUCCCCACCCCCUGCUAGCCUAGAGAAAAAGAGCUCAAGUGGGCAAAAGAAGUACAGUUCUGAUGGGUGGCACAAGACAUAACUAAGCAAAGUUAAGCUGAGGCAAUUUCAGGGAGAUCAACAAACUAAAAAGAGAUGGAAGGCUUUUGAUAACCCACACACAUCACCAUGGAGGAAAGUGGGGUGAGGAUCUAGAACAGGUUCCACACAGAGGAGAUACCUUGGGGGGAUGAACCCCCCAUUCAGACCAGAGUAAAACUUACCAAAAAAGUAACAGAGAGAACUUCUGGGAUUCUUAAUGGGUGAGGAGAGUGGGGAAGUAGGAGUUCCAAAUGCUCCCCCUUGUUAUUCUUUUAAGUCUACUCCAAGAAUGAUUUGAGGGUUUCUGCUUUCUCCCUAAACAGUGGCUAACAAUUACUUGUGGUAUGGGAUCAAGGGAGAUAGAUCCCUUGACCUCCUCUAAUCUACCACAUGACCAGAUUGGAUUAAACUUUCUAACAAAUGAAAAACUAUACUUUGUUCUCUAAGUUCAUUCUUGGUUAUCAGUAGUCCUGGCGCAGGCCUUCUAUUUCAUCUUCCCAGAUUAUGCUUUCUCCAAAACCUACCGAGUUCUAAUGAUAUUGACUCGCUUCUGUGGCCAAACAUUCCAGCACUCCACAUUUGAUAAUAUUCGAAAUAUUAUCUUGCUAAAUUGUUCCUCUCCCCCCUGUCUUCUUCAAGAACAAGGAAACCACAAUCUUCUGGCAGCCUCUUGAGGUGACCAAGAUGAGGCACUGAGAAAAAUGACUUGUUAAUCCAGCUAAUACUUUAAACCUAUCUCUCUGCAGAGAGGGCAGCCUGACCCUCAUUACUCCAGUGUAACAUCAGGAGGGUCCGAGAAAGUGGCUGCUUAAAUUCACAGCCUUUUUUUUUUAAACCACUCUACACCCCUGUUCAUUUGACUAGAUCAGUGGUUCUCAAACUUUUAUUUUCAGUAUCUUUAUCCUAUUAAAAAUGAUUGAGG
Molecule: messenger RNA, 2950 nt
Organism: Sarcophilus harrisii (Tasmanian devil)
Lineage: Eukaryota; Metazoa; Chordata; Mammalia; Dasyuromorphia; Dasyuridae
Exons: 7
Coding region: 172-795 (207 amino acids)
Source: RefSeq, a predicted model, not a curated record